This is a messenger RNA of Chara braunii, 8037 nucleotides long. NCBI's taxonomy places the organism in Eukaryota, Viridiplantae, Streptophyta, Charophyceae, Charales, Characeae. The record is from the annotation of a GenBank genome assembly.
GCGUUUUUUGUGCGCUCGAAGGAGAGGAGGCCGAGGAUGCGUUUGAUGACAAGGCGGUGAACCAGCCGCAGUACAGUGGCUCCAUGGCAGUUGUGGUGGCUGAUAGUCCAACAACACCUUAGAAGUGCACCUUUCAAAGGCGCCACGCUUCUCUCUCUCUCUCUCUCUCUCUCUCUCUCUCCCGUGGUGCGCCGUAGCACGUCGACCCCUCCCAAAGUGGAGAAAGACACACACAGAGGCAUGCCUUUUUGGUGGAGUUCUCUAUAGGGAACAUGACAAGACACACACAAUACGCUCACCCAGAGAAGUACUGACAAGCCCACGGACCCAUACAAGUACGCACAUAGGGACAUAGAUAUCACUACACACACUCUCACACACACACACACACAAGUACGCACAUAGGGACAUAGAUAUCACUACACACACUCUCUCUCACACACACACACACACACACACACACACACACACACACACACACAGAGAGAGAGAGAGAGAGAGAGAGAGAGAGAGAGAGAGAGAGAGAGAGAGAAUGCCGCGGAGAGGGCCAGGAAUCGCUGAGCUGGAGAAGAUGUUGAUGAUAGAGAGAGAGAAUAGGGCGAUGGAGGCGCACGACGCGAAUCUGCAUGGUCUGCAGCACCGGACAGGAAUAGGAUUGGGGCUUGGCAUGGGUGGAGUCCGGGUCUCAGCAGCGGAGGGGCGGGUGGGAGUCGGACUCGUCGGUGGAGUAGGUGGAGGAGGAGGAGGAGGAGGAGGAGGAGGUAAUGCAGUAGGUGGUAGUGCUAACGUCCUUCGUCUGACCAGCUUCCAGGUGACGAAAUCUCUCAGUCGUGGCAUAGAUCACACUCCUCCUCCUCCUCGUCCUAGCUCUCCGAAGCUGAAGCCGAGUUCUCAUAAUCACUUCCACUACCCUCCUCACCCUUUCUUGCCCGGUCCUUCCCUUUCCCGCGUUUCUGCUCUCCUCCCCUCCGCCCAUCCCGCCAUGCCAUCGGGGCUAGAAAGGAGGGCGGAGAAAGAGGACCCCCCCUGCUCCCCUCGCCCUUCCGCUGAGGGCGAUGGGCGCAAAGAAGGUGGCGGAGGUGUAGUAGACAUGAACCGUGAUCUUGGCCAUCAUUCCUGGCGCGGUCUGCCUAGCGACUGGCAGCUCUCUCUGUCUUCCCCUACCGGCCCUUGCAGCCAUAACAUGGGCAGCCGGUUUCCUUUUCAGGAAGGAGAGUGUGGGGGCUCUUGCAUAACCACCACCUCCUCCACGUCACCACCUUUGAGGGAACUGGAUCUGUUCCCCUUGUGCGCGGGAAUCAAGGGGAGGUCGGUAUCGGCGUCACGAGAGCCAGGCGGCGGAGGUGGGGGUUCUUCGCAAGCGCAAUCGAAGCGCGGGGGCGAUGGCGAUGGCGACGGCGGCGGCGACGGCGGCGGCGGGGGGGAGGAUCAUUACUUCCGCGCGCCGGUUGCCUCUUCUCGUCGAGGAGGUGGCGGGGGAGAACUGACGUCAAUGGCCGGAAGCGGGGGGAGAUGGGAGGAGGCACCUGCCGCAUGGCGACUGGAGAGAGGAGGGGAGAAAGCCGGCGGAGGAGGGGGGGGGUUCUGCAGUGAUCGCCCAUCUCUUCGGAACCAUCUGACGGUCCCAACGCACAAGACAGUGGGCUUCGCGGAGGGGUCUCCGCUGGGAAUGGCAGCGGAAGGGAGGCUGGAGAAACUAGAGAGAGAGAGGGAGAUAGAAGAGGUGAGGUGGCGGGCGCUUGCGGGGGGGGCGGCGGAGAGGAAACAGAAGCGGGGGGAGGAGGGGGGGGAUAGGAAGGCGGGGAAUGACGCAGCAGGAAGAAUGACAGAUUGUAAAGAGGUGGGGAGGGAGGGUGGCCAGGCACAGCAGCAACAGCAGCAGCAGCAACAGCAGCAGCAGCAGCAGCUGUUUCAGCUACUCCAGAGAGAGAGUGGGGGGGGGGAGGCAGCCCGGCGCCAGGAGCGGUCCAGACAUGCGGCGGAGAUGGGGAGAUUGUCGGGAUCCUCGCUAGCGAGAGAGUUGGCGGGCUUCAAAGCGAUCGAGGGAGCCGGGACGCCCAGGUCAGGCCCGAGCUCUUCGGACACGCAGCCAAUUUUAAACAGCCACCUGAGGAGGAGCACCUCGGAGAGUGCUGUCACGACUGGAGUGAGCAGGGAAGGCUUGGCGCAUGGAGACUGGCAGGAGCCGCAGAACCUAUGCAGCUUAGCGCAGUGUUUGAGAUCGGCUGCAGACAGCAAUGACUCGGAAAGUAUUAGUUGGGGUGGAGAAGCUGGCAGCAGUGGUGGCAGCGGUAGCGGCAGCCUCAAGCGGCGGCUGAUGGAAGAUGUGCUGGCAGAGAAUCAUGUGUUCAAAGGCGCACGACCUGCAACGUAUACCCGGGGUCCUCUCCGAGGCCUUGACCUGCGCUCAUCUCCUUCGAUAUCAUUUCCGAAGAAUGCGAAACUGCGGUGUUUGCCGGAGAAGCCGGAUGCAAUAGUUUUUCAUCAACCGGCAGAUCAGCCGGCUUGGAAGGAUCGACUGGCAGCAGAUGGAAGCCAGCUCAGGAGUUGGCCCCAGGUUGGACCUACCGACUCUGCUCUAUACUCUCAGAGUUUGAUGAUGGGCGAGGCAGGGGAUGUCGUACGGAUUGCCGGAGGUGGAGCUGCUGUGAAUAGAGCGGAGAACGGUGGAGGAGAUGAAGGCACAUGGGGGUCGUCGCCCGAUCAACCGGAGCAUUCUCUCUCUCUGUCAAUGAGAGACAGUUGGCAUGGGUAUUCCAGUAGUCAGGAGCCGGGAUGCCCACAGCUGACGUCGUCGAGCGUAGGAAACAGUAGCAACAGCCCAACGAGCAGCAACGCGCGGGCAGGUAGAAGUGCCAUAUCGCUUGCCUCCGCUGGAAGCACUGUGGGAGCAGCUGAUGAAGCCAUGGACGAUGGGUGGUUGCAAGCAGUGAAUCUUGUCAGGAACAUGAUAGAAUACUUCGGCGAAGAUGGAGUUCGUCAAAUUGCGCGCAUUAUACGAGAGCAGGAAGCUACCUACAGGCAGCAGGUGCGAGCACUUCAUGAAGCCCUGCAGGUACAGCAUCAUCUUGCAGCAGAGGCGCGCUUAGGGAAGGUAUCGAGAGCUCUGGAUUGUAGAUGGUUUGAUGAUGGAGAUUUAGAGUUUGACAUGCAAGGCCAUGUCAUUGAUCAGGUAUUGCUUCGCAUGCUGUGUUUGAGUUCUGUCGGGGACUGCCAUCUCUCCACAGCAUGUUGUUUCUUGUCUGAAGAAGGUGUAAUCUUAGCGCAAUUGCUCAAAGCUUGGCUUCUGGCUUGGAAUCAGUUUCAGGUUGCUUGACUUGCACAUGUGCUACUUCACAGUGACUCGUUACUAUCAUGAAUUUUACGGGGGGUUAGAAGUCGUGUGCAACGCCGGGCCAUCCUGUUUGUUAUUUUCAUUCAGGCUUUUCUUGCCACUUUUUUUGGUCAAAUAUCGGGCCUGAGGCUUCAGACGUGCCCGGGUUACGUGCUGUUAGCUGAUGCCACAGAAUUGCUUUUCAUCUUUGCCCAAUGAAUGGCAACUGCCUUGGUGACUAGGUUCAUUCAAUAAGGGUGAUGAAGGGGGGUCGUUAUGCCGGCCGGUCUGGGUGUUUCUGGCUCCUUGCUGUAUGACUCAUCCACGAGGCUGUGAUGGCGCGUGUCCUUUUCGUCAAGGUGCUAGCGCUCCACAGUUAUUUGUCGACGUUACCUCCUUUGAAGCAGAAAAGGGGUUAGGACUCGGGAGGUAGAGUAGGAGGGUUGGUCUUGUGCCAGUUCCUCGGUAGGGUGCAGGACACGGAAGGCAUGUACGAAAACCUGAUUUGGGUUUCACACGAUGCUGCUAGGCAUAGAGCGUCUGCAUCACAUGCGAGUAACCAUUGGAUGCCAGCAAAGACAUCCCUUGAGGAACGGCCGAGAGGGCGUACGUUCCCCCUCGGUUGAGCGUAUCAAGGGAUGGGAUCAGGGAGAGCUACAGGAUACUGACUUGCCAACCACUUCAUUCCACCGAACAUAGCACGGGUGAUUAUAGCAGCUGUACGCUGUGUCAUUCUUCCACACCUGGUAGGGCUAUACAGUGACCCCUCACUGCCUCCAGGCCUGGCGUGGAGUAUUUGCUGGUAUCAGAUAGCUCUGUUUGAACAAGCAGAUAGGAGGAAACUCUGGUGGAGGCUCGCAGUGAUACCGAUGUGCAAGUCGUUGGUCCGACUUGGGUGUAGGGGCGAUAGACUAGGCAGGCAUCGUAUACCCGGAGGAGCGCAGCGGAACGAGAACCCACCCGCCAUGCAUAUUUCUCCCAGUUUUCCGGGAUCGUGGUGUGGUGGGCCUGAAGCUUGGCCAAAGCUUCCAGGAUCAUUGUGGGCCUAAAGCUUGGCCAAUAGCUCUCUCUAUGGUAGCUUAAGAAGCCAACACUGGACAUGUGCUAGUACUUAGUGCUCCUGCAGCAAAAGAACUGAGUGCGAGCGCAGCCCACCGUCAAAGGGUUUGAGAGGCUGAUUUGUUUUUCGUGAAGCUGUUUGUAUAACUUUGUAAUGAGAUCGGCUUUUCCGUCGAUUGUUUAUCUCCAUUCGAAACCACGAGGUAGAGCAGCAGGGCUAAUAAGGGAUCUGGAUGCCAGGGUAUACUACCGUGAGCUAAUGCCUGGAGGAGGACUGGGAGCAUCUGCUAUAUUGUGCAGGUACGCAAUCAGGUGGUGGCUUGGAUGCGUGAAUGUGGUGGUCCCGGACAUGGUGUCCUGACGUAGAAUGUGUGUACCAAUGAUGACAUUGGUCGGUAGAAUUGUAACAUUACUUAGCUACACGUAUGAUAUGUGCUAUGAUAUGUGCAUACGAACGGACAUUGAUAGGUGGAAUUAUAACACCAUUCCAUGAUGACAAGUAAUGAUGCUACCACCACACGUCUUCCCUUUUCUGCGGAAGAUGAGAUGAAGAGGCUUAGAGGUAGCGUUCUGUACAGCAAUACUUUUGAAUGGGGAAGCUGUGUUUAUCGAUCGCUGAUGGCCGAGAGGCUUGUGUUAUGGGGGACAUAAGCACCUAGUGUGGUGAUCCCCCACACUGUUUGGUGUGACGGCAACGCGAAGGUCACAAAUGGCUGUGGGGGAUAGCGCUUUCUCGGAGACCUUCCCCUCCAGUUAGUUUGGAGCAUGAUCGUUGUGUUUUGCAUUUCAGCAGCACCAUGCAAUGAACCAUUGGAUGCCGAUAGUGACAUCUAUUGACAUCUAUUGACAUCUAUUGACAUCUUUUGACAUCUAUUGACAUCUUUUGACAUCUAUUGACAUCUAUUGACAUCUCUUGACGAAGGCGGAGGAGAGGGCGUACUUUCCUCUUUGUUGAGCAUAUCAAGUGACGGGGCCAUGAAUGCAGAGGAGAGGGCGUACGUCUCUCUUUGUCGAGCAUAUCAAGUGAUGGGACCAGGGAGAGCUUCAGGCUAGUGACUUGCCAAGCCAUUGCUAGAAGGGGGAGGAGGGAGGAGGGAGGAGGAGGGGAGGGGGGGUAAUAACUGGGAACCUUGUCAUAACCAGGGGUACACAUAGCUUUGCGAGCGCAAGGUUAUUGGGAUGGUGAUGGCAGCCUCAUAGUAACGAGACGCUUCUGGCGACGACAGCAAGGCGAAGGUUGCAAAAGGCCUAAGUUGGAAUUGGGCUUUAUCGGAGUGCUUUGCAUGACUGCAGCAAGGAGGUUAUUGGGUUGUUGGUGGAGCUAGAACUCGGAAGCAUGUCAGCUUCCAGAGUUACGUACUAUGUCCAGUAAGGUGCGGGUUUGUGUGUAGAGGCUGGAAGAAUCUGGUUGUGAUUCUGGUAGAAUGCGAGGCGAAUGAUGCUAAAAAUUUGAAAGCGUAUGCUCCGCCCGUGGACUGACCACGGGGGCAUGGUCGCUGUGAAUUUACCAGAGACCUGCUGUGAAGGCACUUGUGUCACCUUGUGCUCUAUAUUGGGUGGAAGAUGAGAGGGGCACCAUACUUGAGGGUUGUUAGGGUAUUUCACCUUCAGGGGUGCAUGCCGAUGAUGCCGUGACCGAACCAGACUUCCCAGAAGUUGCGACUUCGGGAUCACUUGUAUAGCAGAUCUGUUGGGAGUAUAGCAGAUCUGGCGGGAGUAGCUAAGAAGAGUAUAGCUAGAAGAGACGACAUUUCUCACGAAGCUGUGAUUGCUGCUAUUGACUAUCCGAUGGGAAUGCAAGGGGGGCACUUGUAGUCUAGUGCGGUAUGUGACAUUGCGUCUGCUGUCCGUAGGAUCCUACAUGCGGUUCGAGUCUCCCACUUGUUCACACCCCAAUUGUCUGAAUCAGAAAAGGGCGCAGCAAUAGUUAAGCUUGGAUCAUGUCAAGCCGAUUUGUCAUGCGAGUAAGAUCGGUGGGAGUUCUAAGGUGCUGGAAAGGCAAGGCUACUUACCAGCAAGGAAAGAAGCAACCCCCUGCUGCCCCCCCCCCCCACCCCCCUCCCCCCCCGGUUCUUUCUCUUCCACACACACACACGUGGGUUCUGAGAUUGCCAAGUUACGGUGAUCACUAGGCACUAGGGUACUGCAAUUGUUAGGUGCCUCCUCCAUACACACACAAGGUAGGAUAGGGAGCUCCCUCCACACAACCACAAGGGUGAGGUAGGUACCUCCUCAACACACAACACAAGGGUUCUGAGAUUGUCAGGUCACGUUGGUAACCACGGUCUUCACCCGAAUCGGUCAUUAUAGCUGUACGUACUUGGGCCAACUUUCACACCAGAUGCGGCGAUAAAGACCGGGCGUUUUAUUCGGGUGAAGACGGUUGACUUCCCCUGAACACAACGCACGCUGAUAAUGAAUGUAUACACGCCAUCUUUCCGGUCGGGUGCAAGCCAAAAUGAGGGUGCGUUGUGUUGGGGGGAAGAUGGUAGCUUCCUGACGAAGGUCUGCCGACAUGGUUCACUGCUUCUCUCUCUAGUCUUGAUAAUUUGCGCAUCAGAGAGUGGAGCUUGCAGGCAAUUGUCUUUCGGGUUGUGCUCGCGCUGCGUCGUGUAUAUCUCAAGAGUUUCUCUUUUGCUUUUCCUCUUGGUUCUUGAUAUACGUCGGUGAACAGAAAGGCUGCCAACUGCUGAGGUGGCCGCCGUCAUACAGGAGACGGGGGAGGGGACAGAGGAAAGAAGUUAGCUGGUGGGGCGUGAAGGCCUCAAAUGCGGGGAAGGGGGCGGGGGGGGGCUGGGGGUGAGGGGGUGGAGGGAUGCAGGGCUGAGGGGAUUUUGGAAAUGAGAGUGAAUCUUGUGUUUUUAAGGCAGGGGUGGGUGUACGUAUGCUUGAUUCUUGAUGACUUUGUUGAACAAGUAGUUGGCAAUAAAAGGUUUUGGGAGUGAUGCGUCACACCCCAUAAAGUCUCUGAGGAUCCCAGACAGCUCGGCGGUCGCUGGCUAGGGCGAGCGGCCGUACAGACUGACGGGUAGGAACGAAUGUAAGGAACGUGGAGAUGGAGGCAUCAGAGGCAGGGGAGCAAUUUUUAGCUGAAUUUAGUCCAAUUACAGGAAUGCAACUGAAGUGCAAACUGGGGUUCAUUUACGAUGCCCCUUAUCAGAGAUGAAGAAUCAGAUAGCUCAAGAUCAGCAGGACAGCGCGAUGUAUAGAGUAUGGAAGUGGUCCUCGCCGCAUGGCAGGCUCUGACAGGAGUGUGCGCACACAACGGAAAGAGGGAGGAAAGAGAGGGAGAGGGUUGUGAAGAGACGUGGCGGGGUGUGUGUUAGUAGUGGGCAAUAUCUUCUGUUCGCUAAGGGGAGGUCGUUCCCUUGCUUCAUGGUUUUACCUUUUGCAGGCUUUGCUUGUGUUUUUUUUCUUGAAGUUUUUUUGCCGUUCUUUUCUUCUUCGCUGCAUUCGCUUUGCCCUGCCCAGAGAAGGUGGGGGGGGGGGGRGGGGACCCUGGAAUAAGACAUGGCUUCACUUGGGCGGAAGCUUUCCAGCUUUGAAAGUCACCAAGGAAAAUUUUUUCGUUCUUUAAUUUGUGCAAUUUGUGAAAGCCGCAUGGCUGCGCAUUUUAUGACCUUUGUGUUUCACAAGAAUCCCACUAAUGAACUGUUCGGCACACA